Enterobius vermicularis (human pinworm) is the source of this 474-nucleotide messenger RNA. NCBI's taxonomy places the organism in Eukaryota, Metazoa, Nematoda, Chromadorea, Rhabditida, Oxyuridae. The record is from the annotation of a GenBank genome assembly.
AUGCUAGCGAGGGUAAUAGCAUAUAAUGCGGCAAGGCGAUGGGAACGUAAAAUAGUUCAGUUCAAUUUUACUCGAUGUCUCGGUGAGUACGAAAGACAAGACCCGAAAUCUGAAGAAGAUGUUGUUAAUAUUUCUUUUGUACUUCGUGAUGGUACAGUAAAAAAAGUUCGGGGUAAAGUCGGCGACAAUUUACUGUUCCUCGCCCAUCGGUAUGGAAUAGAACUUGAAGGAGCAUGUGAGGCAUCUCUGGCUUGUUCAACUUGCCAUGUUUAUGUAAAUGAUGAUCAUUUGAAGAAACUUCCCGAACCGAAAGAAGAAGAAGAGGAUAUGCUUGAUUUGGCUCCGGUCUUAAAACCAAAUUCAAGACUUUCGUGUCAGAUUAUUCUGGCUAAGGAGCUUGACGGAAUGGUGCUUACUUUGCCAAAAAUAACUCGGAACUUUUAUGUUGAUGAUUAUACUCCUAAACCUCAUUGA